Messenger RNA from Colletotrichum gloeosporioides, 189 nucleotides. RefSeq lists its product as uncharacterized. The transcript is spliced from 3 exons. NCBI's taxonomy places the organism in Eukaryota, Fungi, Ascomycota, Sordariomycetes, Glomerellales, Glomerellaceae. The coding region runs from base 1 to 189 and encodes 62 amino acids. The record is from RefSeq and is a predicted model, not a curated record.
AUGAAGCUGAUCAUUGUGGUCACAACACUCAUGCUGAAUGGCAUCGCCUCAGCCAAGAUCGCCCAAAUGCUGUGCAACAACAAGCCGCCUUUGAGCCAAUGGGGAUGCCCCGUCGAGAGACAACCUUCAGUAGCCUCUAUUGGAUAUGUGCGAUCUGACGGACAGUGCGACUGCUAUUGCUGGGUGUAA